Neomonachus schauinslandi (Hawaiian monk seal) is the source of this 2940-nucleotide messenger RNA. RefSeq names its product DLG associated protein 1 (gene DLGAP1). Gene Ontology annotation, cellular component: postsynaptic specialization; glutamatergic synapse. Gene Ontology annotation, molecular function: molecular adaptor activity. The transcript is spliced from 11 exons. Gene Ontology annotation, biological process: signaling. The record is from RefSeq and is a predicted model, not a curated record. The coding region runs from base 1 to 2940 and encodes 979 amino acids. NCBI's taxonomy places the organism in Eukaryota, Metazoa, Chordata, Mammalia, Carnivora, Phocidae.
AUGAAAGGGUUAUCGGGCAGCCGCAGCCACCACCACGGCAUCACCUGUGAUUCGGCCUGUGACUCGCUGUCACACCACUCCUCGGACCGCAAGCCCUACCUGCUGAGCCCGGUGGAGCACCACCCCGCGGACCACCCUUACUACACCCAGCGGAACUCCUUCCAGGCCGAGUGCGUGGGCCCCUUCAGCGACCCGCUGGCCAGCAGCACCUUCCCACGCAGGCACUACACGUCACAGCAGGAGCUGAAGGACGAGUGCGCCCUGGUGCCCCGCACCCUGGCCACCAAGGCCAACCGCAUUCCCGCCAACCUCCUGGACCAGUUUGAGAGGCAGCUGCCGCUCAACCGCGAUGGCUACCACACGCUGCAGUACAAGCGCACCGCCGUGGAGCACCGCAGCGACAGCCCCGGCCGCAUCCGCCACCUGGUCCACUCGGUCCAGAAGCUCUUCACCAAGUCUCACUCCCUGGAGGGGCCGUCCAAGGGCAGCGUGAACGGGGGCAAAGCCAGCCCCGAUGAGACGCAGACGGUGCGGUACGGCAAGCGCAGUAAGAGCAAGGAGCGGCGCGCUGACCCCAAGGCCCGCCCCAACACCUCCCCCGGCUGGUGGAGUUCCGAUGACAACCUGGACGGCGACAUGUGCAUCUACCACGCGCCCUCGGGCGUGAUGACCAUGGGCAGGUGCCCCGACCGCUCGGCCUCGCAGUACUUCAUGGAGGCCUACAACACCAUCAGCGAGCAGGCGGUCAAGGCCUCCCGGAGUAACAACGACGUCAAGUGCUCCACCUGUGCCAACCUGCCUGUCAACCUGGACGCGCCGCUCCUGAAGAAGAGCGCGUGGUCCUCCACUCUGACAGUCAGCCGUGCCAGGGAGGUUUACCAGAAAGCCUCGGUUAACAUGGACCAGGCCAUGGUGAAGUCAGAGUCAUGUCAACAAGAACGUUCCUGCCAGUACCUUCAGGUUCCUCAGGAUGACUGGACAGGGUACACCCCUCGAGGUAAAGACGACGAAAUUCCGUGCCGAAGAAUGCGGAGUGGCAGCUACAUCAAGGCCAUGGGAGAUGAAGACAGUGGUGACUCCGACACGAGUCCCAAGCCUUCUCCCAAAGUGGCUGCCCGAAGAGAAAGCUAUCUCAAGGCUACUCAGCCAUCCCUUACAGAACUCACCACACUCAAGAUUUCCAAUGAACACUCCCCCAAACUCCAGAUCCGGAGUCACAGUUACCUGAGGGCAGUAAGUGAAGUCUCCAUCAACCGAAGCCUGGACAGUCUUGACCCUGCCGGCUUGCUCACAUCACCAAAGUUCCGCUCUAGGAAUGAGAGCUACAUGCGAGCCAUGAGCACCAUCAGCCAGGUGAGCGAGAUGGAAGUGAACGGGCAGUUUGAGUCCGUGUGUGAAUCGGUGUUCAGCGAGCUGGAGUCGCAGGCGGUGGAGGCGCUGGACCUGCCCAUGCCCGGCUGCUUCCGCAUGCGGAGCCACAGCUACGUGCGGGCCAUUGAGAAGGGCUGCUCCCAGGACGAUGAGUGUGUGUCCCUGAGGUCCUCCUCCCCACCGCGCACCACCACCACCGUGAGGACCAUUCAGAGCAGCACCGGUGUCAUAAAACUGAGUUCUGCAGUUGAAGUGUCAUCUUGCAUUACAACAUAUAAGAAGACACCACCUCCAGUCCCACCCAGAACUACCACGAAACCUUUCAUUUCUAUCACAGCCCAGAGUAGCACAGAGUCUGCCCAGGAUGCCUACAUGGAUGGACAGGGCCAGCGAGGAGAUAUUAUCAGCCAGUCUGGACUGAGCAACUCCACGGAGAGCCUGGACAGUAUGAAGGCUCUGACAGCCGCCAUUGAAGCUGCAAAUGCCCAGAUCCACGGCCCUGCGAGUCAACACAUGAGCAACAACCCUGCCGCUGUCACUACAGAGGACAGGAAGAAGGAUCACUUUAAGAAAAACCGAUGUCUCUCUAUUGGGAUACAGGUGGAUGAUGCUGAAGAGCCUGACAAAACAGGGGAAAAUAAAGCACCCAGUAAGUUCCAGUCCGUAGGAGUGCAAGUAGAAGAAGAGAAGUGCUUCCGCAGGUUCACUAGAUCCAACAGUGUGACGACAGCAGUACAGGCCGACCUGGACUUCCACGAUAAUCUGGAAAACUCUCUGGAGUCUAUAGAGGACAAUUCGUGCCCUGGCCCAAUGGCCAGACAGUUCUCCCGGGACGCCAGCACCUCCACGGUCAGCAUUCAGGGCUCGGGAAACCACUACCACGCCUGCGCCGCCGACGACGACUUUGAUGCGGAUUUUGACCCUUCGAUUCUGCCUCCCCCGGAUCCCUGGAUUGACUCGAUCACUGAAGACCCCCUGGAGGCCGUCCAAAGGUCAGUGUGCCACCGGGACGGCCACUGGUUUCUGAAGCUUCUCCAGGCAGAGCGGGACCGCAUGGAAGGGUGGUGCCAGCAGAUGGAGAGAGAAGAGCGGGAAAACAACCUGCCGGAAGACAUUCUAGGGAAAAUCCGAACCGCAGUGGGCAGUGCCCAACUUCUCAUGGCCCAGAAAUUCUACCAGUUCAGAGAACUGUGUGAAGAAAACCUGAAUCCCAAUGCUCAUCCAAGGCCCACCUCCCAGGAUUUGGCGGGGUUCUGGGACAUGCUGCAGUUGUCCAUAGAAAAUAUUAGUAUGAAAUUUGAUGAACUUCAUCAGUUAAAGGCCAAUAAUUGGAAACAGAUGGAUCCUCUUGACAAGAAGGAGAGAAGGGCCCCUCCUCCAGUGCCAAAGAAGCCGGCGAAGGGCCCCGCGCCGCUGAUCCGGGAGCGCUCGCUGGAGAGCUCGCAGCGCCAGGAGGCCCGCAAGCGCCUGAUGGCCGCCAAGCGCGCCGCGUCCGUCCGCCAGAACUCGGCCACCGAGAGCGCCGAGAGCAUCGAGAUCUACAUCCCCGAGGCGCAGACACGGCUCUGA